UUGCUCGCGAGCAUGCUCACUACAGGAGUGCUCAAUGGUGCUCGCGAGCAAAAUUUUGCUCAAUCUUGCUCGCGAGCAGCUCAUGCUCAGAAACCCUGCUCCUUGGACAACAGCGUGCGAGGACGCUUGCUAUCUUCACCCUCAGCUUUUCCCAAAAACUCUGGAGAAGCCCUGACCGACAGCCAGAUGGACGUCUUUGAGAAAAAAUUUGGAACGGAGAAUUCUCGGAGAUGGCUUUAGGAGUGAUUGAGUCAAGGGUGGGAAUGCAUCUGGUAGCGUCUCCUUCAAAGAUUGCAGACGUUUACGCGGCAGCAUGGCUGAAGUCCUUGCGGAGACAUGGAAGGGUAAAGGAGGCGACGCCACUGUUCGAAACCGACCCUAUUCUUUUUGGAGAGAAGAGGCCAGAACCGGCCUACUUGACUGCGAAUUUUCUUCCUUUCAAUCAAAUUUGGACCAAACUGACCGAGAUCCUGUUGGAAGCGGCGUUGGGGUUGAUGGGUGGCGAUGAGUGGAGUUCAUUGGAACCCAAUAAUCCAAAUUCAGCCCUGGACCUGCGAGACCUUUGUGAUGAUGCGUCAGCAAGCGAGCAAACCUGCCAUCGUCGGCAAGCAACUGGAAGAUGGCCCUGGACAGAUUGGUGCCCUUGUCAAGACCAGCCAUCGCAUGACCUUCACUUCCAGACUGGACGAGAGUGACGCGCACAACAAGUUUGGGCCCCAAACUUUUGCACACAAGCAACCAACUUCGCCGCUUUGACAAAAGAGACGACGUCCGUCCAUCGUCUUGUGUAACAAGAAAACCACAGCGAGACAACUGCCACCGCAGAGGAGAACGAGACACACUGUCGGCAUAUUUAGGCAUUGUUUCCGGGGCAAACAAAAUCGAGC
Molecule: messenger RNA, 887 nt
Organism: Neocloeon triangulifer
Lineage: Eukaryota; Metazoa; Arthropoda; Insecta; Ephemeroptera; Baetidae
Exons: 6
Coding region: 231-695 (154 amino acids)
Source: RefSeq, a predicted model, not a curated record